AUGCGCCUCCGCCAGGAGGGCAUGGACAAGGAGUCGCUCCAGGGGUGGGUGAGGGGGAUCUCUGGCGAGGAUGCUCCCUUUGCGAAGUUGCUGCCGGGGGUCUUCGCCCUCCACGCCGGCGUCCCUGACUUGAGCAGCAUCAUCAGCUCCUUCCCACCCUGCAACGAGUGGGGGCUGAUGGACGAUUCCCCCACUCAGUCCCUGCGCUCCCCUCCGCCUGCACCUCGCGGGAAGCAGGCGCAGGAGGAGAGCGGGAGCGAGUCGGAGGCCGGCCAGCCCCACGACUCGUCCUCCUCCGACGAGGUGGGCCGGGUUGCCGCCACCCGGGAGGUCAUCCCCGUGGAUGAUGAGGAGGAGGAGGACGACGACGACACGCCCCUGAUAACUCGCCUCGCCCGGGAAGCCCAAGACGAGGCCACGGUCCCGGUCGUCCCCGAGGAGGAGCUCCACCUGCAGUUGGAGGCUCAGUGCGCCGAGCACCAGGACGCCCUGAGCGCGCUGAAGGCGGCGCAGGCGAAGGCCAAGGAGGAGCACAGAAAGGCGCUCGCCACGGCCCAAGCCCGCCUCGACAAGAAGAGCGACCUGAUCACCCGCUACGCCGGCCAGAUCCAGGGCCUGCGCGCCAAGCUGGAGGUGCAGACCAAGGCCACCGAAAGCUCGGUGACCGCGGCAGCCCGGCACGAGAUCCAGCUCAACGCUGCCAAGGACAAGGUGGCCCGGCUCGAGACCGAGCGGGCCGCUGUCCGGGAGGAGCUUACCAAGGCCAGUGAGGACAAUGCGGCCAAGGCCGCGGAGCUCGUGUCGCAGGCGGGCCUCGUUCGCAAGGCCAAGAAGGCCGCGCUCGACGCCCGGCUUCACCACGGCACGCUGAUUGAAUGCACCACCAUCGCGAUGGCAGUGCACCCGCUGGCGACGAGCGCGGGAGGAAUGCACCACCAUCGCGCCUCUGCGGCACCGCUCGCCUUCGCAGCCUCUUCCUUGGCUUCGCUCUGA
Molecule: messenger RNA, 993 nt
Organism: Brachypodium distachyon (stiff brome)
Lineage: Eukaryota; Viridiplantae; Streptophyta; Magnoliopsida; Poales; Poaceae
Exons: 3
Coding region: 1-993 (330 amino acids)
Source: RefSeq, a predicted model, not a curated record